UGCCCGCCCCAACUCCUCGGGGAGGAAGGGCUGUUACCAUCACCCCCUUAUCUCGAGCGGGGCUGGGCUGGGCGCAGACCACCUUCCGGCCCCUCAGCGAGGCCGAAUGCCGGUGGCCGCCAAUUCGCCACCCCGCACGGUGCAGCAGCCCGACUCCCGCCCCUUCUCUGCCACCGCCCGCCUCCGGGACCGGGACCCCGCCAAGCCCCACCACCACCCAGGGGCCGUCGGCGCCGACGAGCGCCAGGAGCCCCAGCGUCACGGCCAGGCCGGCGGGGAAGCGGCGGGGCGGACGGGCGGUAGUGGUGGCGGCAGAGCGGCGGCUCCUUCCGGCGCCCCUUCGCCAGCCUCUUUGCUCGCCUUCUUGCCGCCCUCGCCGCCGCUACGUCCCGCUGGGGGCCCUUCGUCGCCGCCGGAGCCCCCCCGGACUCGCUCCCGUUCUCGCUCCGGUUUCUUCAGCCUCCUCGCCAUGAACGGCGGCACCACCGCUACAGCCGCCACCGCCGCCACCGCCGCGCACUUCCAGCCGCCGCUUCCUGCCCCACCGCAUCUCCAUGGGCCGAGCCUGCCCGAGUUAGGCGCCCGCAGCCAAGGCAGGGGCAGCCCCGCUGGACACGGGCACCCUCGAGCCCCUCCGGGUGCCCGGGCGCCCGCACCAGGUGGUAUUGGUGCUUCCUUCCAGUGCCAGCUGAUCCAUCAAGACCACAUCUGCACUGAUGACAGUGACAAGAGCGAAGAUAGUCCAAGUCCCAAGAGACAGCGCCUUUCUCAUUCAGUCUUUGACUACGCAGCAGCAUCACCAGCCCCAUCACCACCAAUGCGACCAUGGGAGAUGACAUCAAAUAGGCAGCCUCCUUCAGCUCGACCAAGCCAACAUCACUUCUCAGGGGAACGAUGCAACACACCUGCGCGCAACAGAAGGAGCCCUCCUGUUAGACGCCAGAGAGCAAGAAGAGAUCGACUGUCUCGACAUAAUUCCAUUAGUCAAGAUGAAAACUACCAUCUUCCUUAUGGACAGCAACAAGCAAUAGAAGAACCACGAGCCUUUCACCCACCAAAUGUGUCUCCCCGUAUGUUGCACCCAGCUGCUCAUCCGCCACAGCAGAAUGCAGUCAUGGUUGACAUCCAUGAACAGAUUCACCAGGGCACGGUCCCUGUUUCAUAUACAGUGACCACAGUAGCCCCACAUGGGAUCCCACUUUGCACAGGCCAGCACAUACCAGCCUGCAAUACGCAGCAGGUCCCAGGGUGUUCUGUGGUUUUCAGUGGGCAGCACCUUCCUGUCUGCAGUGUGCCUCCUCCAAUGCUUCAAGCUUGUUCUGUUCAACAUUUGCCGGUUCCAUAUGCAGCUUUCCCGCCCCUCAUUUCUAGUGAUCCAUUUCUUUUACAUCCUCCACACCUCUCCCCACACCAUGCUCCACAUUUGCCACCUCCAGGCCAGUUUGUUCCUUUUCAGACACAGCAAUCGCGAUCGCCUCUCCAAAGGAUAGAAAAUGAAGUAGAGUUACUUGGAGAUCAUCUUCCCGUAGGAAGUUUUACCACCUAUCCACCUUCAGCCCACCCACCAACAUUGCCUCCCUCAGCUCCCCUUCAGUUCCUAGCACAUGACCCUUUACAUCAAGAGAUGUCAUUUGGAGUACCUUAUCCACCCUUUAUGCCUCGAAGACUCACAGGGCGCAGUCGAUACCGAUCUCAGCAACCAAUUCCGCCUCCCCCUUACCAUCCCAGCCUAUUGCCAUAUGUGCUAUCAAUGCUUCCUGUGCCACCUGCUGUUGGGCCAGCCUUCAGUUUUGAGCUGGAUGUAGAAGAUGGUGAAGUAGAAAACUAUGAGGCACUGCUGAACUUGGCUGAAAGACUGGGUGAGGCCAAACCAAGGGGUUUGACAAAAGCAGAUAUUGAACAACUUCCGUCUUAUAGGUUCAACCCAAAUAACCAUCAGUCGGAACAGACUUUGUGUGUAGUAUGCAUGUGUGACUUUGAGUCAAGGCAACUGCUUAGAGUUUUACCAUGUAACCAUGAGUUCCAUGCCAAGUGUGUCGACAAAUGGCUUAAGGCAAAUCGUACCUGCCCUAUCUGCAGAGCUGAUGCUUCAGAAGUGCAUCGUGAUUCAGAAUGACCAGUCUAAGAGCACAAUUCUACUUUGGGUGUUCCUAGUCACAUGUGUGUAUAUAUAUAUAUGAACUCUCCAUUGAACUUAACCCGUGUGGCUUCCAGCCUUCCCUUUACACAAAAGGGUCAAUGGACCUUUCUUUGCACUGUGUGAUUUAAUCAACUAUAAAGCUUAUAAUUAGUCUUCACAAUUAUGGGAUUGUUAUACUAACUGUGUGAUUGGAACUCCAAAGAUUUUUUUUUUCUUUUAGCUUAAUUUCGUGUGUGCACUAACAUUCCCUGGUUUUUGUGUGAUCAUUCCGAGUGUUGCUGCGAGAUUACAGUGGAACGUGAUCUUCUAGCAUGUGCUUUUAUAUAAAAAGUGGUAGCUCCAAACAAUAUAGCAAUCUACCUUAUAUAGAGCCUUCAAAUACUGUGAGUGAGAAUAAAUGGUGCGGGUGGGUGCGUUGAUCGCAGGAUGUCUGUUAUGUAUGCAGGCGAGCAAGAGUUUGGCGAUAGCGUGUGAGAGGACUUAUAUACCAGCAUGUACUGAGGAUGUAUGUGUGUAGUAUUAAUUAUGCUGCAAUGUAUAAUCUUGUGUGUUAUUUAAACAGUACUAGUACUGUACACUGGUUUCUUUCCUUGCGUUUGCAGUUGCACACUGAAUGCAAAGGGUGCAGCAAUUAUAGACAUUUGAUAUUUCAUCCCCCAUGUAUUUAAUAGUAUAAAAGGUCCUUUUUGCUUUUAUCCAGAUAAAUAUUAUGCUUCCCAUUAAUUGGGGGUCCUAUAUCUGUCAUUAUAGAGCAUAUUGAUUCUCAGUUACAAUUAAUUAGCCUUAAUUUUAGGCUGCUGGAAUUUCUACAUUAAAAAAAACAAAAACCUUGCAGCUCACUGCUAACUGUAUAAGGAGUUGCAGCAUUGCACAGUCAGGUAGCAAUAUUAAAAAUUCUCAACUGAUAACGGAAAAGCCGAUUGUCCUCUCUCUUUUUUUAAAUUUUUCCAAUCAAUAUUGGUUCUUUUUAAUUGAACUUUGGAAUACGUUGUUUUUAAAUUACAGAGUGUGGAGAUAACUUUGUUUUGAGGUGUUUUUUUUUAAUUUUUUGUCUAUAAAUACAGAAACAGAGAGGAUCUUCAAAUCUUGUGCAAAUGCUUCUUGUAUUGUUGGCAAUAUAUUUGCUUAAAUAUACAGAUACACUGGCACUAAUUCACAUUCCUUGCCAUAUACAAGCUACCAUAUACAAUACCUUUUAAAGAUUUUUCCCCCUUUUUCAAAGCCUUCAGUUUUGUGAACAAAGUAAACCCUUAGCACUUUCUUAGAGAUAGAACAUUGUGGUUCUCCAUCUUAGCCAUGGUACCAUGUUCACCUUCUACUGCCUGGCAAGUGUCACAAAUGCAGUUUCUAGCUUGCUACACUGGGUAGCAAGUUUUUGUGUGGAUGUUAAAGCAUCCUCAGUAUUGUAUGGAUAGUAUGAAGAAUAUUCAUGGUCAAGAAUGGGGUAUACGAAACAAGAAAAAAAAAAACCUAAAUGCUGUGAAUUUGGAGUUGACCUCCUUUCAACUGCCUUCUGAAUAAUGUAGUGGUAAAAUUGGCAUCACUUAACAUUCUGGACUUGGUGUUUAACUUUUUUUACAACAAAGGAAACAGUUGUCUACCCAUGGCUACAUGAUUCUCCAAGAGAGGAACAUUUAUUUCUGGAUUUCAUUUUUAAGCGCCAAAACCUUUGAUUGCAACGGCACAAGCGCUGCAGCUAUCGCUGCAAGUCAGCUUUCUGGAUCUUGUGUGUCUUUUCUGAUGCUUUAUAUGCUGCUAUAUAUUGAAUCUCUUUAUUCCUCCAGAACAGUGUUGGUUGUGAAUCAUCCUCCUUCCUCAAAGCUCUGAUGACUAAUUGCAGUGUGUGGUUCUACAAAUUAAAAAAAAAGCACAAGUCCCAUCAACCUUCCUUGUUUCAGAUACUGUUUGCCUCUGUUUAGUAACUUAGACGCCUUAGUCUGUCCAUAGUGUCAGGAACUGUAAUCUGUGUGACAGAUUUUACAUGUUACAAUUUUUCUCUUCAAUGUGCUCUAAGAAAUUGUCUCAGUGUGUUGAAAAGUUUAAAUUAUUGCACAUGGUAAAUUUUAUUUUUUUAAGCAAACAAAAUCAUGGGUCGGGAAGUGGGAGGGAAGCCACACACGUUUUACAGAAACUCUGGAUCUUUUUUAUAUUGCUGGAUUUUCAGAAAAAGAAAAAGAAAAAAGAAAAAAUCACCACACAGAAUUACCAUACUACUACCCUGCUCAUUGUCCGCUGAGUAUCCACUCGGCGUAAAGCUUGCUUUGGUAAAAGUAAAAGACGUUUUCUGGAACACAGUGAUGAGGCACAUUAGUAUCUUAAUUCCGAGCAAGGGCCUUCCAGCCCUCCUUCUGGAUCCAAUAUUGCAGUGCAGCGCCUGUCCCUUGACUCCCCGUUUUGUUUGAAGAACACUGUUGAUGGAGGGAUAAGACUGCAGGAGGGGAACUAUUCUGGUAGCAUGCUCAAGUUAAUUGUUGCACUCUUGUGGCAGAUCUUUUUGAAUGACUUGUUCGCUUGGGACUCUUGCAAAUGUGUGCAGGUUUGCUUCCUGUGGUUAGGUUUGUGUGAGACACAUGUGCAUGUGUUUUGAACCAACUCAAAGCUGGCUGCCAUGGCAUUCUGAACCCAUUUUGCAGCUGGCAGACGAGAGGGGGAGAUCAUUCUUUGCAGUAAACUGCCAUGCAUUAUGCACAUUGACACAUCUGAUUCUACAGCCCUCGAUGCCUGACAGCACCUAAUUAUACUAUUGGGUAGCCUCUUCCCCCUUAUCCCUACCUCUCCCUAAUGGAAAAAAAAUUAAAAUAAAGUUGGCUUUAUCAUGUUGGCACUGCUGGGGUUUUAUUUGCAUGAAUUGUCAACUUAAUUUGACCUCCUGGCUUUUUAAAAAA
This is a messenger RNA of Pseudonaja textilis, 5025 nucleotides long. It is a transcript of the gene RNF38, whose product is annotated as ring finger protein 38. Gene Ontology annotation, molecular function: ubiquitin protein ligase activity. Gene Ontology annotation, biological process: protein ubiquitination. The record is from RefSeq and is a predicted model, not a curated record. Lineage: Eukaryota; Metazoa; Chordata; Lepidosauria; Squamata; Elapidae.